CACACAGGAGAGAAGCCCUUUGAAUGUCCUGACUGUGGGAAAAGUUUCAGUACAAAUUCCAACCUGGUGACACACCAGAGAAUUCACACAGGAGAGAAGCCCUUUGAAUGUCCUGACUGUGGGAAAAGUUUCUAUGAUAAUUCCAGCCGGGGGAGACACCAGAAGAUUCAUACAGGAGAGAAACCCUUUGAAUAUCCUGAUUGCAGGAAAAGUUUCAGUCAGAGUUCCAAUCUGGUGAAACACCAGAGGAUUCACACAGGAGAGAAGCCCUUUGAAUGUCCUGAAUGUGGGAAAAGUUUCAGUACAAAUUCCAACCUGGUGACACACCAGAGGAUUCACACAGGAGAGAAGCCCUUUGAAUGUCCUGAUUGCGGGAAAAGUUUCAGUGAGAAUUCCAGCCUGAUGACACACCAGAGGAUUCACACAGGAGAGAAGCCCUUUGAAUGUCCUGACUGUGGGAAAAGUUUCAGUACAAAUUCCGGCCUGGUGACACACCAGAGGAUUCACACAGGAGAGAAGCCCUUUAAAUGUCCUGACUGUGGGAAAAGUUUCCGUCAGAGUUCUUAUCUGGUGACACACCAGAGGAUUCACACAGGAGAGAAGCCCUUUGAAUGUCCUGACUGUGGGAAAAGUUUCAGUACAAAUUCCAACCUGGUGAAACACCAGAGGAUUCACACAGGAGAGAAGCCCUUUGAAUGUCCUGACUGCGGGAAAAGUUUCCGUCAGAAUUCCUAUCUGGUGACACACCAGAGGAUUCACACAGGAGAGAAGCCCUUUGAAUGUCCUGACUGUGGGAAAAGUUUCAGUACAAAUUCCAACCUGGUGACACACCAGAGGAUUCACACAGGAGAGAAGCCCUUUGAAUGUCCUGACUGCGGGAAAAGUUUCAGUGAGAAUUCCAGCCUGAUGACACACCUGAGGAUUCACACAGGAGAGAAGCCCUUUGAAUGUCCUGACUGCGGGAAAAGUUUCUAUAAUAAUUGCAGCCUGGUGAGACACCAAAGAACUCACACAGGAGAGAAACCGUAUGAGUGUCCUGUUUUGGAAAUCGUUUCUGUUGGAAUUCCAGAGUGAUGAUACACCAAAGAACUCACACAGGAGAGAAACCAUACAAGUUUGUCACAUCCGCAGCAUAUGAAUCCAAUUCAGAAGAGGCUCAGAGAGACACCUCCUUAAUUCACAGGAGUAUAAGAACAGGGAUUAGGUUAUAAAGAAGAUAAUUUGCAUGUUUUUUCACUGAUAAAGAAAAACACGAAUCAACUUAUCAAACCAGAACUGCAACUGACUGGUUAGGAAUGCAAAUUAGAAUACGGAAAAAUAAGGUAAGAGAACAGCUGUCAGCUCUAGACCAAUUCAAAUCACUGGGUUUGGACAGGCUACAUCCCAGAGUUCUGAAGGAACCAGCAAAGGUGAUUUCAGAACCACUGAAAUAUGUUUCAAAGUCCUUGGAACACGGGGGUACUUUAGGUAGACCUCAACUUACAAGAGUCCAUUUAGUGACCGAAGUUACAAUGAUACUGAAAAAAGAGAGUUAUGAUCAUUUUUCACACACGACCGUUGUAGCAUCCCCCCCAUGGUUGUGUGAUUUAUGUUCAGAUGCUUGACAACUGACUUAUAAUGGAUCCAGUGUCACAGUCAUGUCAUUCCCUUUUGUGACCUGCUGAGUGGCAAAGUCAAUGGGGAAACCACAUUCACUUAAC
This is a messenger RNA of Notechis scutatus (mainland tiger snake), 1700 nucleotides long. The record is from RefSeq and is a predicted model, not a curated record. Lineage: Eukaryota; Metazoa; Chordata; Lepidosauria; Squamata; Elapidae.